UCUCUGUGGCCAAUGAGCUGGGCUGACAGCAUAUUACAGAAGAGUAUAAAAGGGAGAAUCAUAGCUGGAAAUGCUUUGAUAUUUCAACUAUUCACAAAUCCCAUGGUAGCAUCCUCUGGUAACAGCAAAGGUCAUACUUGGAGGUUUCCUGUCUGUCAGCAAGAAUUCCAUCAGUAGCAACGUGUGAACGCCGUCACCCUUCCUUCCACAACUAACCUGAGACUGGCUGCGCGAUGGCGGCUUCAGAGAAUGGGGGUGGGACUCAACAAUUACGUUUUGCCAACUGGCUGAUCAGUCAGAUCAAGAGUAGAAACUACGAAGGGCUCUGCUGGGUAAAUGAGGCCCAAAUGAAGUUUCGCAUCCCCUGGAAACACACUUCUAGGAGAGACAUCACCACUAAUGACUACAAAAUUUUCAAGGCCUGGGCCAUCGCCAGCGGAAAGUACAACGAAAAGGUGAAAGAUCUCGCCAAGUGGAAAACCAACUUCCGUUGCGCUCUGAGAAGCACAAACAAAUUUCAGCUGGUGCAGGAUAACUCAAAGGUCUCCGAGGACCCCCACAAAGUAUAUCAAAUCAUCAGCCCAAACUCCCAUGCUGGGGCAGCAGCUAAUGCCCCAACAGCAAAAAGUAACUAUGCUGGAGACAAUCUGCCUGACAGCGAGGAAAACAACAGCCCCCUUUCUAAAGAAGCCCUUCCUCUGCACUGCCUUACUCCACAGCUGCUGCAGCAGAAGAUAGAAUUAGACAUGGAGAUUUUGUCCCUGGAAAACCCUCUCAAAGCAGAGGAAGCUCCGUAUGAAGACAGCCAUGGCUAUCCAAACCAUCACCUUGGCCAAGACGGCUACCACCAGCCCGGGAGCAGAGCAGCAAAUGGACCAGUGGAGAACUAUCACCAAUCAGUUGGCCAGUGGCAGCCAGCGAGUCAGUGGGCAGCCCCAACAGUGAUGGAACAGAACAGGUUCACCCAUCCCGCUGCUCCUCUCCCAGAACAGCCGAUUCCUUCGCCCAGCCCAGCCCCGCUGCAGAACAAUACAGACCCCUUUUUUCCCCACAUGGACGUCACCGUCUAUUACCGAGGGAAGUCGCUUCACCAGGUGCAGGUGGCCACACGCAGCUGCCUGUUCACGUACAACAAUGAAGACCCUACCGUAGUCCCGGGCUGUGCGCAAGUGGUCCACUUCCCAAGCCCCGAUGAGUUGCCCGACCAGAAGCAGGUCCGGUUCACCAGGCAGCUGCUUCAGAACAUAGGGCUGCUGCUGGAGCAGAAGCAUAAGAAGAUCUAUGCCAAGCGCCUGAAUAAAUGCAAGGUCUUCUGGGCCCUCUCCAGGCAGCUAGCCAUCCUGGCUCAGAACCCCGAAUUCAAGCCGCUGCCCCGUGACAUGGAGACUGAGAUAUUCGACUAUGACGUGUUCUUACAAGAGCUGUUGGAUUUUAAGAAGCAACAAAGGGCUGCAUCUCCCGACUUCACCAUCUACCUUUGCUUUGGGCAGUGCUUCUCCAAAUCCAAGCCCAAGGAGACCCUGUUAAUCCUCGUAAAGCUGGUGCCCAAGUUCUGUGAAUAUUUCUAUGAAGCGGUGCUGAAGGAGGGUGCCUCGUCCCUCAACAGUGGGAACCUGAGCCUCCAGAUGUCCAGCUCCUUCAACAGCUUGUAUGACCUCCUUGAGCAAUACGCCAUGGGAUAUAUGUUCCUCCUGCAGCUGGUGCCCAAGUUCUGUGAAUAUUUCUAUGAAGCGGUGCUGAAGGAGGGUGCCUCGUCCCUCAACAGUGGGAACCUGAGCCUCCAGAUGUCCAGCUCCUUCAACAGCUUGUAUGACCUCCUUGAGCAAUACGCCAUGCAGAUUGACUGAACCACCUCCCCUCCCAGCCAGACUCCUCGGAUACGAUCUGCCUGUGGGAGCGGCGCAUUGGCCAGUCUUUGCCGAGGUCACUGCCUGACUGGCCUAUAUCGGAAAACAUUUCCGCCUUCCCCCGCCCACUCGCAUCCACUUGCUUCUAUCCAGAAACACGUGGGUGAGAUGAGAAGUGGCCUUGUGGCUUAGCCACUGCACUAGGACUCAGCAAGACUGAGUUCAAUCCCUGCUAUGCCACCGGCCUCCUUCGUAACCUUGGGCAAGUCACUGCCUCUGGGCCUUGCUGUUCCCAUCUGAACAAUGGGGACAAUUCCUUUACCUUCCAGGAGGGGCGCAAGGCUAAAUGCCUGAGAGGCACUCAGAUGUUAUGGUGAUAGAGCAGCCUUCUCCACUCUUGGCAACCAAUUGAACAUAA
Molecule: messenger RNA, 2265 nt
Organism: Pelodiscus sinensis (Chinese soft-shelled turtle)
Lineage: Eukaryota; Metazoa; Chordata; Testudines; Trionychidae
Source: RefSeq, a predicted model, not a curated record